CACCUAGUUGGUACUGCUGCUCGCAACUUUCACGGAUGAAAACGGUUAGUGAUGUUUAACAUUCAAAGCCGUCACAGAUAAAGAUUCAUCAACCAGGAAACCGGCUUGUUUGUCGCAGUGUCUCUAACAAGUACGAACCAUGAAUUGAAAAGCGAUUCGCGGAAGACAUUCUUAUUCUUACACAACAGCAAAAAUAAUUAUUCUCCAAAAACAGUGGCAUUCUCAUUCUCAUUUAUACCAGUGCGCUUUUUAUUAGUGUCAAAGUCAUAGAAAUAUCGAAAAGUGAAUGAAUUUUGCAACUUGAAACGUAAUGAAAAAUUUGAACGAAGAUUCCAAGUGCAAGAGUGUCGUUGAAUGAAUUAAAAUGGCGCACCUAAUAAAAAGAAAUGAGUUUUCGUACUCGCGAGACUAUUUGAGGCCAUACAAAAGGAGGCGCAAACGUGAAUAUUCCGAUUGGCGUUGGAUAUCGAGCAUUUCUCGAAUUUAUGGGAAACCAUGUGGUUAUACCAAGGUUACCUGUGAUUUUAGUCAAAGAUUUGGAGCAUCGACGCGCAGCACAGAUGAAUCAAAGACACCUAUUUUUCAAGAAUUCAAAGAUAAAGCCACUUUUGGCUAUGGAACAAGUGUUGCUCCUAAUAACAACGAACUUAAUGACAGUGCUAUGACAUCGAAAAAAGUUAUUUUUUGUGUGCAUGGAAAACUUUCUGGUUGCUGUACUCUUAUAAAGGGCAGUGAGACUGAUGAUAAAGGAGUCAAUGAUUAUCAACAUCCGAUUCUCAGUGAAGAUCACUGUCAUAGAGAUAGAAAUGAAGAUAUAGAUAAGAAAGCACGGAAAAAAUUACUAAUUGCCAGUGUGUUAUGUGUACUAUUUAUGAUAGGCGAAAUUGUAGGUGGGAUUUGGUCAAACAGUUUAGCAAUCGCUACAGAUGCUGCACACUUGUUAACAGAUUUCGCAUCCUUUAUGAUAUCUCUUUUUUCAAUAUGGAUGGCAAGUCGACCUGCAACAAGAAAAAUGCCAUUUGGAUGGUAUCGGGCAGAAGUAAUAGGUGCAUUAACAUCCGUUCUGAUGAUAUGGGUGGUUACUGGCAUUUUAUUUUUCCUUGCAGUAGACCGAAUUAUUAAUGAAAACUUCAACUUAGACUCUACUGCCAUGUUAAUAACUUCAGCGAUAGGUGUCGCAGUGAACCUUGUAAUGGGAUUGACCUUGCAUCAACAUGGUCAUGGCCAUAGUCAUGGUCACAGUCAUGGUCACAGUAACGAUCAGCACAAACAUGAAGAAAAGAGCAAUAACGAUAAAUGUGGAGAAGAAGGAGUUUCGGAAAAGAAAGAGAAAAGAAAUAUAAACGUUAGAGCAGCUUAUAUUCAUGUACUCGGAGACUUUAUCCAAAGCGUCGGAGUUUUCGUUGCUGCACUUAUCAUUUACUUUAAGCCUGAAUGGAGAAUAGUAGAUCCAAUUUGUACAUUCUUGUUUUCCAUUUUGGUAGUCUUGACCACAGUGGCUAUUAUUAAAGAUGUUAUGAACGUCCUCAUGGAGGGAAUUCCAAAAGGUUUUGAUUAUUCUCAAGUUGAAAGUACUUUCAUGCAAAUUAGCGGCGUUGUUAAGGUUCACAACUUAAGAAUCUGGGCUCUUUCCUUAGACAAAACAGCCCUUUCAGCUCACCUCGCAAUUCAACCCGGUACCAGUCCUCAACACGUUUUAAGAAUGGCAACAAGAAGUAUUCAUGAAAAGUAUAAUUUCUUUGAAAUGACGCUUCAAAUAGAAGAAUUUAACGAGAAAAUGGAAAACUGCGAACAGUGCAAAUCGCCUUCCCAGUAGAAUAUUAAAUAUGUAAAUAUGUAUUUCUAUGAUAAAAAGUAUUUAUAUUUUACGUACAAAGGAGAGUGAGGACGAUUAGCUGCAAGUUCAUGUGGCUUUGAUUCUCAGGUUUUAGUGAAUUUAAUGUAAUUUUAAUAAGUAAGUAGAACUAGGCAAUUAAGAACAAACAUUCUGUCCGUCAGAAAGUCAAUAUUUCUUUUAAUGCAUUAUUUUUUUGUUGAAAAUUGAAAAUCUAUUAUUCCUUGAAAUGUGGAUGCCCCCAACAUUUCUAUUUACUAUUUUCUAUUUACCAAAAAUGUAAAUUGCAGUUGAUAUUUUAAUAUCAUACUAUUUUCCAAGACAAAUUUUUUCAAGGCUGUCACUAUAAGUUGAAAAAAUUGUCAUCUUACCAAUUAAAGGGUAUGUUAUAUUAAUGCUAAUUGAAAGGCACGUUUUUGACCGUAUUCACUGUUCGAAAUUCUCAAUUUAAAAGUGUAUUAUAGAAAGCGAACUUAUUAUUAACAUUAUGUGCUAGAAAAUAUGUGAUAAUUAAGUUAAAUAUACUCAUAUGUUUGAAAAGUAGAGAUUAUAGGAUGAUUAAAGAUUGAUUAAAAAAUAAAUUUUACUUGUCUCUACAUAAA
Messenger RNA from Leptopilina heterotoma, 2436 nucleotides. Its product is annotated as zinc transporter 2-like. The transcript has 8 exons. Bases 365 to 1816 code for a protein of 483 amino acids. Gene Ontology annotation, biological process: zinc ion transmembrane transport; response to zinc ion. Gene Ontology annotation, cellular component: plasma membrane. The record is from RefSeq and is a predicted model, not a curated record. Gene Ontology annotation, molecular function: zinc ion transmembrane transporter activity. Lineage: Eukaryota; Metazoa; Arthropoda; Insecta; Hymenoptera; Figitidae.